AUGGCUUCCUACAUCGACAGUGACCUGGCCCAGCCCACUGCUACCGGUGCCGGCAUCAGAGACAAUGGGGACUCAUGGACAACUCAUCUAAGCUCGAGCAAUGUCAUGUAUAACGACGGCCACGAUCAGAGACCACGCGGUUCUUCAACGAGUGCACGCGACCCAGUCGAUAAAAACCCCUCGAAAUAUCAACAGGCCCACCAACCUAUAAAUGAUGCCGUCACAUCGGCCGUCAACAAUAGCAAUGCGACCUCUACAGCAGCGAUCUCACCAGAACUGCUUCAGCAGAUUACCGCACAGAUCACCGCGAGCGUCCUGCAGCAACUGAAACCCACCGACUUGCCGCCUCCAUUAAACCAAUCUCAGACAUCUGGCUCACAUAUGGACGCCAAUUCAUCGGCCGGAGAGUCUCCUCCCCCAGAUCGGAGCGCUGUCUACACGCCUCCUUCACCUUACCGAACCUCAGAGGAUGGUGGUCUAGCCCAGCCGUCGCCCCAAUCCCCUCCGUACUCGAAUCAGUCAUUCGCCCGAGCAACUUCUCCUCCCCAUGAGAGAAGGGCUGCGUCGCCACUGGGUCGUGGCGGCCAUCCGCCUGAGAGUGAGGUCAACCAAGAACGGCCAAGCAGACCAAAGGGCCCAAAAAGAAUAUCUACCGGGGGCGACGUAACAACCCUAGAGCGGGUCUGGGGUACCCUCUUUGAUGAACAAGGGCAAGCCACUGAAAGGCUUGGACAAUUCCUCCGAGGAGUGGCAACACAUCUGAUUGAGGACUACGAGCCCAAGAACAGUCUCGUGGUUACGCCCACAAAAUUGCAGAGAUACUAUGAGGAGACGAAGUUGGCAAAUGAGAUCUAUCCCUGGAAGGUCGUCUUCGAUGACCGGACGUCUUCAAUAUCUCGGAUGUUCAGAGAGAUUGGAGCGCAGCAUCAUCUGGUGCAAGUUAAACUGACAGAGAGACCCGAUAUUCCUGGCUUAACACCUCAAGGGUUUGAAACUUGGGCGACAUUGCUUCUCAAGGCGCAUCCUGAUCAAGAGUUCGAGAGAUUAGCCAAAACCGCACUGGACAUGCCAAUCAGCAACCCCGAAAACCGAAGAGAACGAUUUCCCAAAGAGCUAUCAAGACGACUCUUCCCUGUCCAUGCCGAUGUUGAGAUAGCAGAAAAGCUACAGAAGGCUAUGUCGACCCACUGCAAUGUCGUCCUGCCCUUGCGUCAGAGCAGCGCAGCGGAUCCAAGUACCCGAGCCUCGCCACCCAACCAGCCAUCAGAGCAGCCGUCUCAGAAAGCAGCACCCCGACCACCACCGGAGGAGCAAGCUUUUGUAAACAAUGCGGUCAAAACAAGCCCGGUAUUGCCUCAAACCGGACCUGGCCGCCAGCGAGAGGCACAAACAGAAGCAUCUUUCGAUGGUUCUGGUGCCGUCACUGACCAAAAUCCAGCAGAUCACCGCGCCCCACCCCCGAUCGAGCGGGAGCGCCAACCAUACAUCGCCGCUCCAGGAGCUGGUAAAAGUCAUGAUAUAAACGAGAAAUCGCCCACCGCCCCUGGAUUCAAGCCGCCACCGCCACCUGGGCCUCCACUAGAGGUCAACACAGGGCGCGCUAGCUCUGUCAAUCCCAGCAGCAGAGUCAAUGAUAACUUCAGGCCGCCUCCCACACCUGUUGCUAUCCAUCAGAGGCCGCCCCCGGCACCGAUCGAUGUCCCUGAGACUCGACAUCGAUCCAACAGUACCUAUCACAGGGAUCAGCCUCGUCCGGGCCGAAAUCGAUCUCCGUCUAUGGCAAAAGACACCGGAAGUUCUUCGUACAUGCGAAGAUCGGAGGCAGACCUCGGUUAUAGCCCGACUUCGCACUACCCUUACAGUGGUGUUGACCCUUACGAUGACGCGAGGCGAUAUCGGGAGUAUGAAGCUCAUCGCGAACGGCUCGCGAACGACCGCUAUGAUGCGGCAAGGAUGGCGGCGUAUGAUCCGCGAGAGCGUGAACGAGAUCGAGACGGUCGAGACGGCAGGCCACGCAUGGGAUCCGUGUCGGCAUUUGAUGGUCCCCAGAGCGCACGCGGUGCUCCUCCGCCCUACUCCGCCCCAGGCGCCUCCGCCGAUGAGGAGUACUACCGUGACCAUGGGCCCGCGUCAACGACAUCAUAUAACGCCCCGGGGCCCAUCAGUACAGGCUUCCAGCCUCCUCCAUCGGUGCCUAGGGACUCCGCGUACGGAUCGUAUCCGCCUACAGGGAGCUAUCCGCCUAGCAGCUACCGAGAUGUUCGGUAA
Capronia coronata CBS 617.96 is the source of this 2268-nucleotide messenger RNA. RefSeq lists its product as uncharacterized. The record is from RefSeq and is a predicted model, not a curated record. NCBI's taxonomy places the organism in Eukaryota, Fungi, Ascomycota, Eurotiomycetes, Chaetothyriales, Herpotrichiellaceae. The transcript has a single exon. The coding region runs from base 1 to 2268 and encodes 755 amino acids.